AUUUGCUCCAACCGCUAACGAAGUUUGCAGUCGUUGUAUAGCUCGGGAAGUGCACAGGUGUGAUAUUGGUGAAUCGAGAUGGAAGAAUUGGAGUCGUCCGCAUCGCUGCGUCACUCAACGGAUGAAUUAGAUUCAAAUGCAGUUAAUAGAAGCACAAAUUCGGCAAUACCGACGGCGCAGAGCACUUCCAACGACGUUACAGCACAGGGAAGCGAUCAUUAUGACACCAGUCAUCCUAGGCGUGGUAUAGCGCUCAUCAUCAACCAGGUGAACUUUAAAGAUUUGAGAAAAAGAGAUGGCAGCGACAAGGAUCGUGAUUGCAUCAGUGCGGCUUUGCAAGGAAUCGGCUUUGAGAUACGCACGUUAGAUGAUCCGAACAGAAAGGAACUGCUAGCGAUGCUAGAAAAGGUUGCCAACGAAGAUCAUUCACAGCACGACUGUCUGGUAGUGGUGGUGAUGACACACGGGAAGGAGAACAACUUACUGUACGCGCGCGAUAAGUCGUACGAAGCGGAUAGGCUGUGGGAACCGUUUCUUGGCAAUGCGUGUCCAUCGUUACGUGGAAAACCGAAGCUGUUUUUUGUGCAGGCUUGCAGGGGCAAACAGCUAGACCAGGGUGUGAGAUUGGUAAACAUGAGCAUCGAUGAAAAUGUGAGUGUGGACAGUGUUCCAGAACCGGUUAGCUAUGUGAUUCCUACCAUGGCAGACCUGUUAGUGAUGUACUCUACGUAUGAUGGGCACUACUCGUGGCGCAAUCCCGUGAAUGGUUCUUGGUUCAUUCAAUCACUUAGCAUCGUACUGACUGCGAUUGGCCAUCGUGAGGAGCUGUUGCACAUCCUCACUGCCGUGUCACGAAGGGUGGCCUUUCAUUAUCAAUCAGACGUUCCGCAAAACGUAAAAAUGGAUGCAAUGAAGCAGAUGCCCUGCAUAGUGUCUAUGCUCACAAAGCUUUUAUAUUUUCCUAAAAAAUCCUAGUGAUUGUGUGGUGCUUUGUGGUAGGACUUUGGCGUGUGUGAUUGUGAUGGUAUUUUGUGUAUUUGUGAUGGAUUAGAUUUUAUAGCGCUUCCAUAUGGGAUUUGGUCGGAAAGUUCGGUGAUUGUAAUGAAAUUGAUAUUUGUAAAACAAAUGAACUGAGUUAUUUUGUUAAAAUACAAAAAACAGGAUUGCUUAAAAAAAUAAAUUUGCUUUACGGAAAGUAUUUGAUAAACGGCAAAAGUAACAAUUUUAAUUCAAAAUAAACGAACGCGUUAUGUCGACCGA
Molecule: messenger RNA, 1260 nt
Organism: Anopheles stephensi (Asian malaria mosquito)
Lineage: Eukaryota; Metazoa; Arthropoda; Insecta; Diptera; Culicidae
Product: caspase-1-like
Exons: 2
Coding region: 79-975 (298 amino acids)
Biological process (GO): proteolysis
Molecular function (GO): cysteine-type endopeptidase activity
Source: RefSeq, a predicted model, not a curated record